AUGCCUGUGGGGAGUGGUCUGUUUUCUUUGUUCCACUUGUUGCUGCUGCUGCUGCUUUGGAAAACCAGGACCUUAAUGAAUUAUAAUUAUUUUUCCAAACAAUCCUGCUACCUCUUCUGUCUUUUUGGAAAUCAAAGCAUGUUCUCCAGUCUAUGGUGGCUUUUGCUUCUGCUGGACUACCAUGUGCUUUUGGCACAGAACAUCAAUGAAGAAAAAAGAAAUGCAAUAAGAAAACAGAAGCCCAAACCUUUCUUGUCAAAUGCAGUAGAAAAGUAUCCCAGCUCAAACGACCAAGUAUUUGUCAUUGGCUCAUGCCGUAGUUCUAAAGAUCUGGCAGAAGAAGGGUGUCCUCAGCCUCCUAUAUGUAACUGUGCAAAGGGAGAAAGGGGUCUUCCCGGCCCUGCUGGUAAAAAAGGUCGCCCAGGUGAUGAUGGAAGUCCUGGACCAAAGGGAAUGAAGGGGGAGCCUGGCCUUAAUGGAAUUCCAGGAAGAGAUGGCGUAGAGGGAAAAUCUGGAUACAAAGGAGAAAAGGGUGAAAGAGGUGAAUGUGGAACACCAGGAAUAAAAGGUGACAGAGGUCCUGAAGGGCCAGGUGGUCCAAGAGGUGUCCGAGGUCUCCAGGGUCCCCAAGGUCUGCCUGGAGAUCAAGGGCCUGAGGGGGUGCAAGGUUCAAAGGGUGAAAGAGGCCUCCCGGGCCCUGCUGGGUUGACUGGAGAAACUGGAGUAGGACUGCCAGGCCCGAAGGGUGACGUUGGUUUCACAGGGCGACCGGGCCCUGUUGGCCCACCAGGAGUUGGAGAACCAGGUUUACCAGGACCUCAAGGACCACAAGGAAUUCAGGGAGAAAGGGGACCUCCGGGAGAAGGCCUUCCAGGACCUAAGGGAGAUCGGGGCUUUGAAGGACCAAAAGGACCUCGGGGCCAACCAGGCAUUGGCAUCAAGGGUGAAAAGGGUGAAAUUGGCCCACCUGGGUUGCCAGGGCCUCUUGGAUUACCGGGUGUUGGAAUUCAAGGAGAGAAGGGUGUAGAAGGCCCCAAAGGACCCCCAGGGCCAAGAGGACCACCUGGACAAGGGUUACCUGGACCUAAGGGUGAUCAAGGUUUACCGGGAGAAACUGGAGCCCCUGGAGAAAGGGGUAUUGGAGAAUCUGGUGCCAAAGGAGAACCAGGUUCUUCAGGAUUAGCAGGCCUACCUGGCCUUCCAGGAGAAGAUGGAGCACCUGGACAAAAGGGUGAACCCGGGUUACCUGGUCUCCGAGGCCCAGAAGGCGCUCCUGGGAUUGGAAUACAGGGUGAAAAGGGUGACCAAGGUCAAAGAGGUAUACGUGGAUUAUCGGGACCAACUGGAGUACCUGGACCUGCUGGGGCUAAAGGUGAACCGGGUGCUCCCGGACGCCUUGGAAUGCCCGGUCUUCCAGGACGAGCCAUUAUGGGACCAAAGGGUGAUGUCGGAUUGCCUGGACCGCCUGGCCCAAUCGGAGAACAAGGAAUAGGGAUUCCAGGAGCCAAGGGUGACCGUGGGCAUCAGGGACCACCUGGACCAUUUGGACCAAAGGGAGAUGGGUAUCCAGGCCCAACCGGUCCUCCAGGUCUUCCAGGGGCUCCUGGAGAACAAGGCCCUCAGGGCAUUGGACUACCUGGGCCAAAGGGUGAUCCAGGUACGAGAGGGCCAGCUGGGCUCCCAGGACCACCAGGGGAAGGCCUUCCAGGACCAAAAGGUAACGUUGGACGGCAGGGACCACCUGGAGCAUUGGGACCUCCCGGCGAAGGCAUCCAGGGGCCAAAGGGUGAGCAAGGAAUUCAAGGAAUGAUAGGACCCCGUGGAGCUCCCGGAGAAGGGCUUCUUGGGCCCAAGGGUGACCGUGGAGCUGCAGGAGAAAGAGGAAGAAAAGGUGAAAAAGGCAACAUGGGUGAUCCUGGUUCUCCUGGAGACCCUGGCAGAACUGGACCAAAGGGCGAGCAAGGCCUUACAAGAGAAGAUAUCAUUAAAUUAAUUAAAGAGAUAUGUGGCUGUGGAAUUAAGUGCAAGGAGAUACCUAUGGAGCUUGUGUUUGUGAUUGACAGCUCAGAAAGCGUUGGCCCUGAAAACUUUGAAAUAAUCAAAGACUUUGUGACUGCUUUAGUAGACCGAGUCACCGUGGGGAGAAACGCUACCAGGAUCGGUCUCGUCCUCUACAGUCUGGAGGUUCGGCUCGAGUUUGGACUGAAUAGAUACACCGCCCAGCAGGAUGUGAAGCAAGCGAUCAGGAAAAUGUUGUAUAUGGGAGAAGGCACCUACACGGGAACUGCCAUCCGCAAAGCAACACAGGAAGGGUUUUUUGGGGCUCGGACUGGCGUGAGGAAAGUUGCCAUCGUGCUAACAGAUGGUCAAGCAGAUAAGAGAGAAGCUGUUAAACUGGAUAUCGCAGUCCGGGAGGCUCACGCAGCCAACAUUGAAAUGUAUGCCAUUGGAAUCGUCAAUACUUCGGAUCCAACACAGGUUGAGUUCUUACGUGAGCUGAAUCUGAUUGCAUCAGACCCUGACAGAGAACACAUGUACCUCAUAGACGAUUUUAAUACUCUUCCAGCUUUGGAGUCCAAACUUGUUAAUCAGUUCUGUGAAGAUGAACAUGGUGCUUUAAUAUAUAACCGACUCGGAAAUGGAGGAAGCAUAAACGGACCAUCUAUCCACUCAGUGUCUUCUCGUUCUUCACAAUACAUAUUGCACACGAAUAGUCAUGGACAGUCGGUUUCUUCAAAUGCAUAUGAGACAUCCGUGAGGGAGAACUCUGUAAACCUCGGCCAGCUUUCUCAACCAUUAAUCCCGGAAAAAGAAUCACACAAGAUAUUUCAUGAGAACUAUAAUGUGGAACCUGAUGGGGAUGAUCUCCGAUUCUUGUCUCUGGCUAAUAGCAAAGCAAUCCCAUCAGCAUUACCAUCUCUGCCUACAUCAUCUUCAUCUUCAUCCCCACCACCACCACCACUGCCAUCUCUUACAGCAGAAAAAAUGCUUUCACCAUCUCAUUCAUCGGCUCCUUCAACACCACCUAUGCCAAAAUCAGAAAACAUCCUGAGUCCUCCCAGGUGUAAAUUAAGAUUAGAUCAAGGACCGUGCCGAGUAUAUAUAAUAAAAUGGUAUUAUGAUAAGCAAGCCAAUUCUUGUGCUCAGUUUUGGUACGGCGGCUGUGAUGGAAAUGAUAAUCGAUUUAAUACUGAAGAAGAAUGUAAAAAGACUUGUGUGUUUUUCACUGGAGAUAUCUAAAGGAUAUGAACAGAAAUGUCCACCAACUGGAAAUCAUCAGAAAAUAAUUGUUUAGCCAAAAGAGGGGCAAUUUUAUGCAUGUGUGGCCUUUGUAUGUAUAACAUAAUUGGUUAACAAGAGAAUAAUUUGCUGUCCUAAAACCACUUAUUUUAGUAUAACUCUACUAAAGUCAACGGGAUCAUCUAUAACCCCUUGCUGAAACUGAAAGAUUGUGUGCAAUGUUAGGAGAUGUACUGGGGGAGGGUCUCACAUACUUUGUUGGGGUCUAAACUAAGAGGGCAUGCUUUUUACAUUGUAAAUCAAAACAGAAGGCAUGGGUCAUAUAAGCCUUCACAGCAGAGGAAAGAUCCUUUGACCAUUCUUGUGGGCCAAUAGAUAUUGUUGGAUAGAUACUGUUGGAGUUUUUGCAGUUUUGCAUGCUGCCUGCAGUUUGUUUGAGAGAGAUCUUUCUAGCCUGUGGUGAUUGUUGAUCUAUCCAACACUAGCCAAUCAUUC
Pogona vitticeps (central bearded dragon) is the source of this 3735-nucleotide messenger RNA. The record is from RefSeq and is a predicted model, not a curated record. Lineage: Eukaryota; Metazoa; Chordata; Lepidosauria; Squamata; Agamidae.